ACACCCACGACCACGACACACCGUCUAAACACCCACACCCUCAUACUCGAAGACACAACUGACCUCGACGAUCAAAACAAAUACCGACGCGUACCAUCGCGCCUACAUACGCACACAUACACACACCCUCUCACACACACACACACACACACACCCACCCUUGUACUGACACCUAUUUACAUCUCGCACACACAGCAUUUUGGCUGUGUCAUUAUGAUUGAUCCGAGCCACCAAUCGAAUGUUCACCGACCGUCAACAAAUCAGACGAGCCAAGUUCUUAUUUCGUUCGCAAUCGAUAAUGGGAUCGAAUCGAAACAGGCACUGUCGUCUGAUGGAACAAGUUGGAGCGGUGAUGAAGUAUUUCUGCCAUGAGUAAGGCCUGUGUGAAGACGAGAAUACCGGGACGUUGUCGGUAGCCCAUGUCAGUUUCUUUAGGUCGAAUUUUAAAAACACUUCGCUUUCCCUUUCAUUAAUCUGAAUUCUGAAUCUGAACUCUUCUGAGUUGUUCGGCGUUAUUUUAUGAAGGUGUAUUGGAAUAUAUACGUACAUACACAAGCAAUUGUCACGGGAUAAAAUAUGCAUUAAGGAAAUUCAAGAGAUUUAUUAAAACCUCUCAUGACCACGGAACUCAGAACCAGUUCGACCAGGAAACACGGCAUGGCAUCAUCGCGGCGUCUCACGAGCAACUUCCCAAGCGGGCACGACCGUUAUCAGUCUCUCCAACAGGUCAGUAGUAGGAUCCUCAGCCGAGCUGGAACACUGAACAGCAUGGAGGAACGGGAGCUUAACAGAAAGAGGCGACAGUUAGAGUACAAGGAGGGUCUCAAGGAAGCCCACUACCAGUCCGUCAAGAAACGACUAUGUGAUAACCUCAAAGAUCAUGUAUUAUACAAGCGAGCAUUGCGGAACAGUCUUAAGAAGAAGUCCAGGUCGGAAGUCGAUCUGCGGACAUCCGUUGACGUCGAUCAGAGCAAAGGGGGAACUGAUGGUGGUGAAGACGACGACGACGAUGAUGAGGGGAGUAUGUUUGGACGUUACUACGGACGGACCCACCCACGAUUUGCAGAAGCCAUGUUGGAUCUUGAAUAUAAGAUGAGACAUGGUGAGAAAGAAAAGACGAAAAAACUCCUGGAGAUAUCUAGGAAUGAAAGCGACAUCCUCAUCGAUCGUAAACUCACCACGGAUCAGAUCUUGAAAGCGAAUCAUCUGCCGCUGUCGGAGAGGUUAAGGGUUACAAAUACGGAGAAGUUCCAGUCCAUUAUCAACAGAACACGCGCCAUCUAUGUUUUGAACAAAAUGCGAAACAAGAUAGCAGAAAGGAAAGAAAAGGAGAAGGGACUACGGAUUCGCAAGAGUUCGAAGGGUGAAUUUUGUACAAAAAAUUCUAAGACGGAUAUUUCAUUGGAUACGGACUUACUGAUUGAAUAGACAUGACUACACAUGUAGAUAAUGAAUUAACUCAAUGACAAAUCCAGAGGGUAGAACAGUUUUUGAAGAAGAUUUGUAGCUAAAUUAUUAACUAUUUCUGGAACAUAUUACACACAAUUCUCCCGUUUUCAUCAUACCGUUAUUCACUUUAAAGCCAUUUUCCGUUUGUUUUGGUGAUUUUACCAAGUUAUUAAAUGUUUCUAUCAAUAAUAAUUGAAUGUUCUUGGCGAACCUGAACAUUACUCUUGGUUCAGACUUGGUAAUAUGUAACAGGAAAUAACAUAUACAAAUUCGCCUAAUAUAUAAAGGCAGUCACAAAAUUUAUUUAUCUUAACCAUUUCUUGUUAUACUUUAAUUUCAAUUGAGAGAAAAUAUACAGGUUAUCAGGAUAUCAGGAGAAAACUGACAACUCCCAAAUUCCUUCUGACAUGUUGGAACAGGCAAUAUUUGAAUAAUAUGGGAAUUGCACAGUAAACUAAUUAUUUUUGUCUUCAAAUUUGGCUACCAGGGUACUGUCAUUAAAUUGUAGUCCUUCUCCUUCUUCUUCAUCUUCUUCUUCUUUUAUUCUCCUCAUCCUCCUUCAUCUCCUUGUUCUUCUUUUUUUCUUCUUCUCCUUUUUAAAUCUUUUCCCUUUUCUUCGUCUUGUUAUCAUCAUUAAUAGAUCAUUUAUAUUAUUUGAAUCAUGUUUAUCCAAUAAGUCCAAAGUAUUUCAAAAGAAAAAAGUAUACAAGUACACACGUUUACAAGUAUUUCAUAUCCUUUUCUGGUUUAGAAAUAUCUUAGUCAAGGUGAUUAUAUGCAAAAACAUGUUUUGUGUAAUUUACUAGAGAAUAAAUUGAAAGUCUCUUAUCUUUAAACGAAUUUAUUUAUUUUUUAACCGAACAAUGUAGAGCAAAAAGAACAAAUGUUUUUUAAGUUGAUAUAAUUGAAGUAUACGGAGCAAAAUUUGUUUGAAUCGGGGUUUGAAGAUGAUGUAAGUUUUUUUUUGCUGUUUUGGAUUGUAGUUCAGUUCGCAAGAGUUACCUAUUUCAUAUUUGUUAUUUGCUUUCAACAUGUUCAAUACUGAAAAAAAACCUCAAAAUUGUAUCUCAUGAUAAUUUUCAAAUAAAAUACGCAGUAUACAUUUUAA
Molecule: messenger RNA, 2557 nt
Organism: Lytechinus pictus (painted urchin)
Lineage: Eukaryota; Metazoa; Echinodermata; Echinoidea; Temnopleuroida; Toxopneustidae
Exons: 2
Coding region: 616-1428 (270 amino acids)
Source: RefSeq, a predicted model, not a curated record